Molecule: messenger RNA, 2425 nt
Organism: Pseudomassariella vexata
Lineage: Eukaryota; Fungi; Ascomycota; Sordariomycetes; Amphisphaeriales; Pseudomassariaceae
Product: Sac2 family-domain-containing protein
Exons: 2
Coding region: 196-2208 (670 amino acids)
Biological process (GO): Golgi to vacuole transport; endocytic recycling; retrograde transport, endosome to Golgi
Cellular component (GO): GARP complex
Molecular function (GO): syntaxin binding
Source: RefSeq, a predicted model, not a curated record
CUCGCGACGAGCUUUGGUCGACAGUUAGAAAGGAUUCCAUCAACUUGAGCAGCGUGAAUUGGCCAGCUUAAUUGCACUGUUGCUUCAAGAGCCUCCAGCAUUCACCUGCUGACGUCGACCUGGUAAACUUCGUAAUUGAUUUGCUGUUGUCAAACACCUGACCAACCCGCUUAGUUAUUCCCGGUUCAUUCCAACAUGUGGCUCGAUCGGCUGGCUGGACAAGCAACAUCGCCGUCCACCUCACAACCGGGAAGCCGCCCAUACUCCCCAGUGCCUCCACGAAGGUCAGCAACCGUGCUCGGGCCCUAUAUCACGUCUCAGCAACGCCCUGGAAUCACUCCGCGUGCAUCUUCACUGUCGCUAGCUUCGAACGAUUCCUCGACGUCCUCCCUGUUGGCAUCCCAGAAGCGAGCAAAUGGGUCUACAUUGAAGCAGUCAACCACAACAUACUCUGGCCCAGAUCCUCUAGAGGUCUUGAAUGCGCUGUUGGCUGAAGAUGGUGAAGACACAGCCCCUGGAUUUCAACCAAAUAACUCCGUCACUGCUGGUGAUCUAGAGCUGGACUUCGAUUUCGGGGGACUGUCACUACGGGAAUUGGCACUCUCCGAGGAUAUCGAAGCAGAAGGCACUGAUGUACAUAGAUCUCAGACAGUUGAAGAAUAUGAACACGACAAGACCAAAUUUGAGGACUUACACCAGUCGAUACGAACAUGCGACGAAGUAUUGAGCUCAGUUGAAACGAACCUCACGAGUUUCCGAAACGACCUCGCCACCGUGUCUGCAGACAUAGAAACCUUGCAGGCUCGGUCCACCGCUCUGAAUGUCAGGCUAGAGAACCGCAAAGCGGUUGAGAAACGACUUGCGCCGGUAGUCGACGAGAUCAGCGUAUCCCCCUUGGUCGUGUCCAAGAUCGCAGAGGGACAUAUUGAUGAAUCAUGGGUCAAGAUUCUGGCAGAAGUUGAUAAGCGAGCGACGACACAUAAGAACAACGCAGCAAUAUCACAGAAUAGUAAGGGGUUACAAGAUCUUGGCCCAUUGCUGGAAAAAUUGGUCCUCAAGGCGAUUGAGAGGAUACGUGACUUCCUCGUGUCUCAAGUCAAGGCUUUGAGAUCACCACAUAUCAAUGCACAGAUCAUCCAGCAGCAGAACUUCCUUCGCUUCAAGGAUCUAUUUUCGUUUCUGCACCGGUACCAUGCGACCCUGGCCGACGAGAUAUGUCUUGCCUACCGGAACACAAUGCGCUGGUAUUACCACAACCAGUUCACCCGGUACGAGUCAGCACUGAAGAAGAUUAAGCUACACUUGCUGGAAAGGACCGACGUUCUUGGCAAUGAAGACACAUCACGCAAAGGCACAGUGCUGUCGUCCUCCAAGAUCUCCGGGCCCCCACAUGACGCCUUCAACCUCGGCCGGCGUAUCAAUCUGCUGAAGACGAAAGACCAAGCGGCUCUUUCUUCCUACCUCGCGGAAGAAGAUCAAAGCACGCAUUACCUCGAAGUGCCCUUCCGCAACUUCAACCUAGCCCUCAUCGACAACGCGACAGCAGAAUACACUUUCCUAGCCUCUUUCUUCUCGCCUGCCCUGUCUUACUCCGCAAUCUCCCGUCAUUUUACCUACAUCUUCGAGCCGACGUUCACUCUAGGUCAGUCAUUGACCAAAUCCCUGGUUCACGAUACCUAUGAUACCCUCGGCCUCCUCCUGGUCGUUCGCCUAAACCAACACUUCCAGUUCGAGCUGCAGAGGCGCAAAGUGCCCGCCGCAGACAGCUAUGUGAACGGCACGGCCAUGCUGCUGUGGCCCCGCCUUCAAGUCAUCAUGGACUCCCAUUCCGAGUCGGUCCGGACCCUGACCCACUCGCUUCCCACGCGGCCACCUGCCAAGUUAGAACAGGCCAAGCUGUCCACCGCCCCGCACGUCGUGACGCAGCGGUUCGGCCAGCUAGUCCACGGGAUCCUGGCGCUCAGCACCGAGGCCGGGGACGAAGAGCCGGUCGUGACAAGUCUGCGUCGGCUGAGGGCAGAGAUGGAGGCGUUUCUGACGAAAUACAGCGGGGCGUUUGGGACGGAUAAGCGGAAACGCGAGAGGUUCCUUUACAACAACUACAGUCUGAUAUUAACCAUUAUCAGCGAUACGACGGGCAAGUUGGCGGAAGAAGAGCAGGAACAUUUUGAGGUACUGAAGAAGGCGUUCCAGGAGGAUGUGUCGUAGCUCCACUAGGGGAGAAAUUGUUAGACUAGAUGGUCCAGACUAUGGUGCGAAAGAGUUGUCUUGGCAUUAGAGACAUGUGAGAUCAAGCUUAAGAUUCCUAUAUGCUCCCACAACGGACCACAGAAUGGCUUGGAAACCACCAGUUAACACCGCGGAUAGAGGCAAUUGUGAAUAGACUAAAUCGAGGACCUCGUCAAGGCGAGACACUUUACCAACC